ACUCUAUAUACGGUUGUGAAUGUCAAUAAUUCUCUAUAGUUUAUUUUGAAAGCCACGUGCUUCAUUGUGUCAUGUUGCCAGGUAACAGACUAAAAUCACUUCUCAACUUCCUGAGUAGGCUGACGAGUUUAUUCAUUCACUGUUUAAGGAAGAUAUGAGCUCACAGGACCAGGUUGUGCAGGAGGAGCAGCUGGCUCUGCAGGCGGCAGCAGCCAGGACCAUUCAGAGGGCCUGGUGCAGCUACGUGUACAGGGAGGUCUUCAAGUAUUUCAAGGAGCUGAUCAAUCAUUGCAACCAGCAGGAUCCACAGUCUGCCCUUAAAACUGUCAACCCUCGGGAGACAGAGCUGCUGGACGCUGCUGCCGGGGUCGUCAUCAGAUUUCGACUGGGAGGGACCUCCUUCCCCCCCAGUAUCUAUUACAAGAUCUUCACACAGCGGCCUAUAGCAGACGUGUGCGCCGGCAGCCCCAGGGACUACACCCAGCCGGGCCUGAGGAGGCCCGUGGCCCGGCAGACGAACAACGGCUGGCCGCUCGCGCAGGAGGCCGGAUCGGGGCGGUACCAGCGCGUAGAGAACAACAGCUGGAGGCUCUUCUGGGUCAAGGCGGCGCCUGCGGGCGAAGACGCGGAAAUAUGCAAGAACCAAAAAAUGGACUUCCACUAUUCCAAGAUGCAGCGGCAGCAGGACGUGUUCAGGUGGAAGAAGAGGCGGAGAAUUGAAUGGCUGAAGCAGAUGUACAGCCGAGGUCGUCCACAAGCUCAAUCCCUGCGUCGGCAUGUGGUCAGCCCAGUGGAAGACGCAGACCGGGAGGUGCAAGAGGAGGAGGAGGAGGAUGCCGACGUGCUACAGCUCCUGUCCUGGAGCAGCACCCUGGACUUCGACAGGUACAUAGAGGAGUGGAGACGUCUGGCCUGCAGCCACUCCUCCGAGCCGGGCAGUGGCACCCUGCUGUGAUGCAGAACAGACUGACGAGCUCCUCUACUGCUUUCUUCGUCCCCAGGACAGGACGUGGAAACUACGUGCUGUUAAAAAGGACACAGCCUGGAAAUUCUAAUUGCUUUAUAGCGUUGUUUGAAUUUCAGUAAAUACAAUGUUUGAUGUAA
Molecule: messenger RNA, 1104 nt
Organism: Betta splendens (Siamese fighting fish)
Lineage: Eukaryota; Metazoa; Chordata; Actinopteri; Anabantiformes; Osphronemidae
Gene: c4h11orf65
Product: chromosome 4 C11orf65 homolog
Exons: 8
Coding region: 155-955 (266 amino acids)
Source: RefSeq, a predicted model, not a curated record